Aspergillus sclerotioniger CBS 115572 is the source of this 1653-nucleotide messenger RNA. Its product is annotated as putative arginine permease. The coding region runs from base 1 to 1653 and encodes 550 amino acids. The record is from RefSeq and is a predicted model, not a curated record. Gene Ontology annotation, biological process: amino acid transmembrane transport. Gene Ontology annotation, cellular component: membrane. The transcript has 18 exons. Gene Ontology annotation, molecular function: amino acid transmembrane transporter activity. Lineage: Eukaryota; Fungi; Ascomycota; Eurotiomycetes; Eurotiales; Aspergillaceae.
AUGCACGAAAAAAUGGCCCAGGACCAGAAAACGCCUUACGCUGACGAGGUCCCUGUGGACACGGGCACGGUGGAAUCUCGGGUUGAUUUGCAGGUUGGCUUGCAGCGAAAGCUCAAGCCCCGCCAUAUUCAGAUGAUUGCCCUUGGUGGCGUUAUCGGAACCGGUCUUUUCCUAGGCACAGCUAGCGAUCUUGAGAAUGGAGGUCCAGCGGGUCUGCUCAUUGCUUACUGCCUUAUGGCGUCAUUGCUGUACGCUGUCAUGGUCGCCCUUGGAGAAAUGGUCUCGCAGUUCCCCAUCCCGGGUGGGCAGUUCGCACUCGCCGGUCGCUUCGUCUCGCCUGAGUUAGGGUUCGCCAUGGGCGUGUUGUAUGUAUACAAUUAUAUCAUCGUCCUUCCAGCGGAGAUUUCAGCUGCUGCGGUCCUUAUUACGUACUGGACUCCUGCUGGACAAACGGACUCGACGUGUACCACUGGAAUUUGUAAUAAUGCACUGUGGGUGGGACUGAUGCUACUGGUUGUGUGGUUGAUCAAUGUUGGCGGUACCAAGAUAUUUGGUGAGAUGGAAUUCUGGUUCUGCUCGAUCAAGGUUCUCACCAUUCUCGGUCUGAUCAUCACUGGCAUUAUUAUCUCCGCCGGAGGAGGCCCCAACCAUGAGGCUAUUGGCUUCAAGUUCUGGAAUGAAACAGGUGGCUUUGUGCAAUAUGCCGGAAUCGCUGGUGCAAAAGGGCGAUUCCUCGGUUUCUUUGCAGUGCUCAUUGACGCUGCCUUCGCCUUCAUCGGGACUGAAAUUACCGCCAUUGCUGCUGCCGAGACUGCUUCACCUGCCACGAACGUCCCUCGCGCUAUCAAAAGUGUCUGGAUCAGACUUGUGCUCUUCUACAUCUGCAGCGCUUUCCUGAUUGGCAUUCUCGUCUCCCCAUCAGAUCCAUCCCUAAACCUCUCCUCCACCGCAGCCAAAAGUCCCUUCGUCAUUGCCAUCAAGAACGCCGGCAUCAACGUCCUCCCCUCCAUCAUCAACGCCGCUCUGCUGACCAGCGCCUGGUCCGCCGGCUGCGCCGAUCUCUUCGUCUCCUCACGGGCAUUGUACGGACUUGCUGCGCGUGGCCAUGCCCCACGCGUGUUCCUCAAGACCAGAAAAGACGGUUUACCCUGGGUUUGCGUGCUCUUCUGUGGCUCGUUCUCCCUCCUCUCGUUCAUGGCUGCUAGUCAGGGCAAGGCGGGUACUGUAUUCGGUUAUUUCUCUAAUAUGACCGCCAUCUGCGGCAUGAUUUCCUGGGCCGGUAUUCUCUGGACCAGCAUUCGCUGGCACAAGGGUCUCAAGGUGCAGGGCAUUGAUAGGAGUACGUUGCCGUAUCGGGCGCCGUUUCAGCCGUAUUUGUCGUAUUAUGGUAUAUGCAUUUGCCUAAUGGUGAUUGUAUUCGGUGGAUUUACUGCGUUUAUCCACACCUUCGACGUCUCCUCGUUCAUAACGACCUACUUCCCGAUUCUACUAUUUGUCGUGCUCUUCAUCGGUUACAAGGUCCAGUAUAAAGGUGGUAUUAUCCCGCUGGCCGAACAGGACUUUGUGACGGGGUGUUCGGCUGUUGUGGAGGUUGAUCAGCAGGAUCAGGUGGUGGAAAAGAGCAUGUGGCAGAAGAUUUCGGAGAGGAUUUGA